AUGGAGCCGGGGACGCACAGAGCCUGGGUGCCGCUCAGCACCCUGGAAACGGAUUUCCCUCUGCCGCUGUGCAGCCAGCAGUACGUGACGCUGCGGGGGCCGCGCUGCGCGCAGGUGCUGAGGCAGGCGGUGCGCUGGAAGAUGGCCCCCAUGGGCAGGGAUGCGGCGGGGCAGAGCUGGGCGACGGAGCCGAGCUGCCGCGGGGCAGAGGACGCCGGCGACGGCCUCACCCGUAGCGCGGCCUGGCAGCGCUGGCAGCGCUCACACGGCGCUCCUGAACUGGACCCGCUGCCCCCUGUCUAUGACCAGCAUCUGCGGGAGGUUGCCUGCUGGGACCCCACUGUCCCUGCUGCCUACCCGGGGCCUGGCACGCGCUGGGGAGCCUUCCUGUGGCAGGAGUGCCCCGUCCUGGGCAAGGAGUACGUGGCCACCCGCAGCCAGGGCACUGCGGCGCCAGGGGGCAGCUCAGGCUACGUCCCUUUGCUGUCCUUCUGCAGCCCCCAAACCACCACGCGGGAUGUCUGCAGCUGGAGCCUCCUGCAGCACCAGCCCUCAGCCCCCCCCAGCUAACAGUGCUGCGACGGGGGGGGUGAGGGGAGGGCGAAGCCUCUGUGCGCAGCCCAAGGAACAGAGGCACAGUCAGCGUUGUGGUGGGGGACCCUCUACCCCCGAUGUCCCGUGCAGCACAGCUAGCACCACGUCAGCUCUUUAUUAAUAAAAAUAGUUCCGUCUCCCUGUGCCCACCAGGCCCCGCUGUGCCCGCAUCCCUGGAGGUGGCUGCCUCCCACGGUGGGGGCCUGGCUCUG
This is a messenger RNA of Lagopus leucura (white-tailed ptarmigan), 806 nucleotides long. RefSeq lists its product as uncharacterized. Lineage: Eukaryota; Metazoa; Chordata; Aves; Galliformes; Phasianidae. The transcript has 4 exons. The record is from RefSeq and is a predicted model, not a curated record. The coding region runs from base 1 to 570 and encodes 189 amino acids.